Messenger RNA from Pieris macdunnoughi, 726 nucleotides. The record is from the annotation of a GenBank genome assembly. NCBI's taxonomy places the organism in Eukaryota, Metazoa, Arthropoda, Insecta, Lepidoptera, Pieridae.
AUGGAUGCUGAACGAAAAUAUGUAAAGGCUAAAUCCCAUGAAAGAUCAAAUAAUAUUGAUAGUAAAUAUCAAGAUUAUGUGAAAACCGCUGCUAAGUACCACUUUCAAUUGAAAGCUAUUAUUCACGAUAUUUUAAAAUGCAAUGAUUCCAUGGAAAAGUUAAAUGAACUGAACGAAAAAGGAAGAGUAGUAAUAUCAAAUUUAAGGGACUUAUUAGAAAAACUAGACGUGUAUGUGAAGGAAUUGGUGGAUUCAAGGUUUAUUGCAGAAUUGGUAUCACAGCGUCAUUUACAAGCUUGUCUCAUCAAGGAAUUCAAAGAAGCAAAUAUAAAUAGCAUGUUGGAAAUAGAAAGGGUACAAAGAGAAGAGUUAUUGAAAAGUCCUGAAGGUGAACAGUCAGUCUUACGGUUGAGAAAUAAAAAAGUGGACAGAGAUGGGUUGCUCAAAUCAUCUACAGGUGUAACGGAGCAAUUGUUAACAAUAAGCAGACAACUAGCUGCAACCACACAAAGAAGCCAAGAUACACUUGAUAAUCUGGUAUCUUCAAGUACAGCCGUGCAUGGCACACAGUCAGAGCUACAAAACACGAGCAGUACAAUUCAACAAUCCAGUAAAUUAUUGAAAAAGUAUGGCCGCCGUGAAUUUACCGAUAAAGUUAUCAUGUUUUUCGCAUUUUUAUUCUUUCUAGCCGUUUGCCUUUAUAUUGUUCAAAGGCGAUUGUUUUAA